This is a messenger RNA of Magnolia sinica, 4088 nucleotides long. Its product is annotated as protein CHUP1, chloroplastic-like. Gene Ontology annotation, cellular component: chloroplast outer membrane. The record is from RefSeq and is a predicted model, not a curated record. Bases 1046 to 3529 code for a protein of 827 amino acids. NCBI's taxonomy places the organism in Eukaryota, Viridiplantae, Streptophyta, Magnoliopsida, Magnoliales, Magnoliaceae. The transcript has 8 exons. Gene Ontology annotation, biological process: chloroplast organization.
CAAACUGCAAAUAAAGCUCCAGCUCUGGGGUCGGAUUUCCUGCAGGAGAAAAAGGAAAGAAACAAAAAAAAAACAAAAAGAAAGAGGAAACGAAAUUCCACUCCACCCAAGCACUAAAUCCCUCGAACAAAGAGCUCCCAUUUCAAAAAUUCAAAUCCGUCAAAGUCCCACUUCAAGCAGCGGCUGAUCAGUCCUCUUCAGUUCAGUUUUCUUUUUCAGACGCUCUCUCAUGCUCUGAAGAAUCCAAUGUUUUCUGGCUUCUUUCAGAGUUUGAAAGCUGAGUUUUCUUCAAUAUUUGAUUGAUUAGCAUUACAAAUGGUCAUUUCUUCUCCUUCUCUUGCUCAGUUCAAAUCUACUAAACCCACUUCUAAGAUUUUUUUUUCUUUCGAUAAAAAAAAAAUCUCUUGCUCUGUUUUUCAGAGGGUUUUGGGAGGGAGCUUGAGAUUUUUUGGUAGUGGAAUAGUUCCCUCAGAUGGGUUUUUCUUCUCUUUUAUGUGGUUACAUUCUUUUUCUCAUUUCAACUAAAAAAACCUAUUUCCAGUAGGAUCUAAGGUUUUACGUUUAUUAUUAUUAUUUUUAUUUUAGACAACCCCCAUCUAGGAUUUUAGCUGAGAUACGGGGCAAAAGAAUAGCUCUCCAAGUGGCUUUUUUUUUUUUCUAUAUUAUUUUAAAUAAUAUCCACUUGCAAUAGGAUCUAGGAAGACCCCAAGUUCUGUUUUUUUUGAGACAGUUUCUGGGCUUUGAAAAUAUCCUCCUUUGUAUAAAGGGGUUCUUGGGGAGUUAGGCCAGUCCUUAAUACGUUUUUCCUGCUGACGUUAUUCCCAGUUCAUUAAAGAUUUUUAGUUUCAGAGAUAUUUGGGGGUUUUCAAAAACCUUGAGAUUUGAGGAGAUUUGAUGAAUGAAGUUUUAUUGAUGGGAUCUCCCAUUUUCAAAUGAUACCAAAUUAGUUAAAGCUUGGACAGAAGCGAGCUGCAAGGAGAGGUAUGUUUGGUUCCUAUUUGUUCGAUUCCAUUAUAGGCUAGUGGAGUGGAAAAAUCCGUUCGCAAUGAGAGAAGAUAUCCCUUUAGAAAGCCGACCCAAGUUGUGCAAGUUCUCUGAUCAAAAUGUGACUACGAGGGCUAAUGGCAAAAUCAAUACCAAUUCUUCGAAGUUGAAAUCCGGCUCUGCCUGGGGAUCUCAUAUUGUAAAAGGGUUCUCAACGGAAAAGAAAAACAAGCAGCAGUCUAUGAUCCCAAGCAAGAAGCUACCUCUCACUAGCUCAGACAUCUCUAAUCAGAAGAAUGCCUUUAUGCCUCAAUCGCGGGUCAAACGGUCUCUUAUUGGUGAAUUCCCAUGUUCGGCCAAGGCAGCGCAAGUUCAUCCCCAUGCCUUUGAUGGCAAUAGGAUGAAAUCAUCUGGGUCCCGUGAUUUGUUUCUUGAGCUAGACCAUCUGAGGAGCUUACUCCGGGAGUAUAAGGAAAGGGAGUUGAAAUUGCAGGCUGAAUUGCAAGAUUACAAAGACAACCCAAGAAUUUCAGAACUUGAAAGGGAUCUCGAUUUGAAGAGGAGCGAAAAUGAAGAUCUAGUCCGAAGAGUUGGCUUUCUAGAAGAUGAGAAAACAAGCCUUUCUGAGCAGUUGGCUACUUUAUCUUCUGUUAUAGAAUGUACGGAAGAGGCACCGAGGCAAGAAGAGAGUGUUAGUUCAACAUCUGAUCAAGGUGAUGAGUCAAGGACAUCUGCUAUGAGAAAUCUUGAGAUGGAAGUCGUUGAAUUGCGGCGCGUGAACAAGGAGCUCCAGCUUCAUAAGAGAAAUUUAGCUUGCAGGCUUUCUUCUACUGAAUCCCAACUUGCUGCUCUCGCAAAGGUUACCGAGAGUGAUGUGGUCGCAAAGGUAGAAGCCGAGGCAUCAGUUCUAAGACUCACGAAUGAAACUCUUUGCAAGCAAGUUGAGGGUCUUCAAAUGAGCCGGCUAACAGAGGUUGAGGAACUCGUCUACCUGCGGUGGGUCAACUCAUGCCUACGUCAUGAAUUACGCAAUUUGGACCAGCCAUCAACGGACGAUUUGGAAGACACAUUGAGCCCCAAGUCCCGAAAUGCAGCUGGGCUGCAUUCUCCUCGGUAUUUAAACAUUGAACGGAAUACUGAAAGAGACGGCAAUGCUCGACGAUCGGUGGGUGACCCAAGAAUAUCAGUAUCUGCUGAUUUUUCUACUGCAAAGAAAUCAGGCCUGUUGAAGAAGCUAUUGAAAUGGCCUAAGCUGGAUGAAGAUUGUCAAGUUUUGGAACAACAACAUCUCUUAGACAAGGAAUGGUUGCAAACCCAAGAAGAAAAGAGCCCCAGACGUCGGCAUUCGAUCAGUGGAGUGAGGGGCAGCACAGAAGACUUGUUGCCGAGCAGGAGACGACAAUCUGACGGUUUUAUAUGCCCAAAAGAAACAGAGAAUGAAGCAUUUGGCAACGAGAAUGGUCCUGCAGUUAAAGUUUUGCAUCCACUGGUUUCUCCAAAAUAUGAUUUGGGUACCAUCCAGAGUCCAAGAUUCUUUGUUAACAGGCACGAAAGUAAUAAAAUCAUGGCUUUGGAUAUUGAAAAGCGAGCGUUACGGAUUCCUAACCCCCCUCCGAAGCCGUCGAAUUUGGUUUCUGAUGCACCCAAGAAAGAUGGAGCAACGGCAGUUCCACCCCCUCCUCCCCCACCACCACCACCUCCUCCCAAGUUCUCGAUCAGGAGCACAAGCGUAAUGCAGCGGGCCCCACAGGUUGUUGAAUUCUACCAUUCUCUGAUGAAGCGAGACUCGAGAAAAGAUUCUACCGGUGGGGGAGUCUGUGAUGCUGCAGAUGUUGCAAACGUUCGCAGCAGCAUGAUUGGCGAGAUCGAGAACCGCUCUUCUCAUUUGCUUGCUAUAAAAGCAGAUGUUGAGACGCAAGGUGAAUUUGUUAACUCAUUGAUAAGAGAGGUGAAUGGUGCAGUCUAUCAUGACAUUGAGGAUGUUGUAGCAUUUGUGAAAUGGCUUGAUGACGAACUCUGUUUUCUUGUGGAUGAAAGGGCAGUGUUAAAACACUUUGAUUGGCCCGAAAAGAAAGCCGAUACUCUGCGAGAAGCAGCAUUCGCAUAUCGUGAUCUGAAGAAAUUGGAAUCCGAAGUUUCAUACUAUGAGGAUGAUCCACGGCUCCCUUGUGACAUUGCAUUGAAAAAGAUGGUUGCACUGUCUGAGAAGAUGGAGCGAAGUGUAUAUAACAUUCUCCGAACAAGAGAGGGUAUGAUGCGUCACUGCAAAGAGUUUCAAAUUCCAACGGAUUGGAUGCUCGACACUGGGAUUAUUAGCAAGAUAAAAUUUGCAUCAGUUAAGCUGGCGAAGAAAUACAUGAAAAGAGUGGCCAUGGAACUACAAUCUAUGGGAGCAUCAGACAAGGACCCUGCAUUAGAGUAUAUGCUACUUCAAGGUGUUAGAUUCGCUUUCAGAAUACAUCAGUUUGCAGGAGGAUUUGAUGCAGAGACAAUGCAUGCAUUCGAGGAGCUCCGAAAUCUUGCGCACUUCCGAUACAAGAAAUAAAUAGUUAGAGAAGGAAAAAAGAAAAAAGAAAAACAAGCUUACCAUCUCAGUAAGUGUCAGAUUAAGAUAAUUGAGUGAGGUUUUAUGGGUUGCUGAGGUUUUGAUUUUGUCUAUAAAUAUACUUAGUAAUGUCAUUUUGUUAAGUGGAUUACUGAGGUUUUUGAUUUGGCCUUGUGAUUCCACAUGCUGUCACGUGGGCGGAAGUUUAAGCAAUGCAAUAUGCAAGUUGUCCAUUGGGCGGGCCACAUUGUAUAGAUGCCAUGGGUAAAGAGUAAGGCCAGUUUUCGCUCAUCUGGUGAUCAAAUGGAUAGCUAGAAGAAAUCUAGCCACUUUGUUAGGCAUCCACAGUAACACACUAGAUGAGCGGCGGGUCUGAUCUUGAGCCAGAUGGUGGGGCCCAUGUGAUGGACAGCUCAGAUGUCUGAGGGCUGUGUGGGAUUAACAAACUUCUCAUACGUAGUAUUGUAAUUCAGUUGGAGUGGGGUUUGCUAAGGUUUUGGGACAAAAACAUGUAAGUUGAUUGAAAUGUUAUGAUGAGAACUGAGUAAAGUUUUCUUAA